AUGGACAUCGCCCGCGCUCGUUCCCCACCCUCCACGUUAUCGCGUCGGCCCAUCGGCCCUCGCAACCCAGGCAGGCCGGGCACGGGACCCGUCAAGAGCAUCAUCCCCCUCGACCUCACCGCUCGUCUCCACGACUCACCGGAGAUCCCGCAAACAUGCCACCCCCCAGCCAGCUAUCCCGGGCUCGCCCACCCUCGUCUCCCCGCCUUAUCGCCCGACCCGACCACACAGCCGACGGCCAUGUUCGCCAGUGCGCCCCCUCCCCACGUCCUGGUUCCCCACACCCAGCCCGCGAAUCCCGACUCUCCGACGCUUGCACUCUCACCCUCAACGGGACCCCCUCCUUCAUUCGCGGCGGAACCUCCACCUGCCCAAGGACCUUCUCCACCGGCACAGCCUACGCACUCGUAUCCUCCUGAUAUCAAGGCCCCUAUCCCGCAGGAACCUCCCGCGCCCGCGCCAAGCCCACUAGCAGAUGCGACUAACGGUACGAACGGGACUAUGCAUGCGCUCAACGGGUCAAAUGGGUCGACAUAUGCGCUCAACGGGUCGAACGGUUCAGCGGUGUCGCAGGGGAGCAUGGUGUACUCGGAAAGGUCGGGCACUCCCGUUUCCACUCCGUCAAAACGCUCCCCGCUCCCAGCCCCUCCCGCGUUGAACUUCGAGUCGGAGCCCAUCCAGUGGAAGUCGAUGACUCUCGAGGCCGCGCAGUGGACGUUCACGUCGGAACAGCUGCAGGAGAUCUCGGCUGCCGAGUCCUUCAUCCACGUCAUCUCGACCCAGACAUCCGACGUGGAGCUUCCGCAGGAGUUGGAGCGGCUAGAACAGCUCAAACUUACGACCCAGGCGCAAUAUAGGUUCAGCAUGCACCGACGAACGAAUCUCCUUCAGUCGCUUGUCGCACUGUCGCAAUCGCACCUUACGAUCCAGAUCGCGGACCUCACCACUGCAUGCGACAGGCUGUCCGAGACUCUCGUGCGUAUUGCUGACCAGAAGGCACAAAUUCAACACAUCGUGGAUGUACACGUCUCGUCGGCACUGGCGAUGGCGCUCCGAAAACUGAACGCCUCGUACGCCAAACGGAGCGGGGAGCUGCAAGAGCUGCGUCUCCGUAAUGAAGAGCUUCAAGCAGAGCUGGAGGAGGCGUGGAACAUGGCGCAGGACAUGGCACAAGAGAUGGAUGACCUCGACAACUUUGACCUGGCGUUCGACGAAGACGAGUUCGAUGAGGAGGGCGCUACACCCGACAUGGAACUCGACGACGACGACGGGCCCAACAACUCGGCGCUCGAGGCGGACAUUUACAGCGACCUCGACCGUAUGUCUGGCAGCGGCUCUGUGCACUCGGCGCGUGUCGUGGGCAUCGUCGGGACCGCGGUCGCGACGAAAGCAACGCUGACGAGUGUGGCGAACGGCGACCUCAAAUCGGGCGACCGCACGAGCCGUGUUUCGGCCGCGAAGAAACGGAGCAGCAGGACAUCGAAGGCUAGCCUCCGCGUCCCGAAGACGCCAGCGCAGGGGAACGGCGAGCAACGCCAGCGCCCGGAUCGUUCCUCCGUCUACUCAAUUCACGCACGCCGACGGAGCCGCAGCAAGAGUCUGCGCCGAGCCGAGCGCGGCGAGGGCAGCUCCAAGGACGUUCCCGACGUACCAAUCAUCCGCCUCCCCGAGCCGUCCCGGAGCAGAGAGGGGUCGAUCUUGGACAGCAACGCGCGCGCCUCAUCGCCAUCUGGCGUGAGUCACGGCCAUUCCCGGAACGACAGCGAGGCGCCCCCACCACCGCCGCCCAAGAGCGAUCUGGAUGCUGGGAUGUCCCUGAACAGCGCCGCCUGCACGUUCGGCAGCAUCCCCAUGAUCAACAUCCCCGAAGGAAGCGACUACAGUUUGGAACUCCAUCCGCAGCCCCAGCAGCCUGCACAGAAGGGCACCCGGAUGAAGCCUUCAGCAUGGCGGGGCCGCAACUUCUUCGCAAGACGGGUACAGUCAAUGCAGCCGCCGCCACUGCACAACGGGGAGGAAAUUCAGGAACCGGGCGACUUGAAGCGGUCCGCUUCGGAGUCGAAGCAGUUCGACGGAUGGCCGUUUGGGGGAAGCGGCAGCGGCGGAGGCAGCACGACGAAGCAGCGCUUCUCUGUUCCUGGACUUAACGCGAUGCAGCCGUUGCGAGGUCGCAUGUCGAGUGACAGCGCGCCAGCAACCUAG
Epithele typhae is the source of this 2202-nucleotide messenger RNA. RefSeq lists its product as uncharacterized. The transcript has 8 exons. Bases 1 to 2202 code for a protein of 733 amino acids. NCBI's taxonomy places the organism in Eukaryota, Fungi, Basidiomycota, Agaricomycetes, Polyporales, Epitheliaceae. The record is from RefSeq and is a predicted model, not a curated record.